ACCAUUCGCUUUGCUCCUCCCCUUCCGCCACACCCACGAAAACCCUACCCUCCGAAGGCUGCUUCCCUGGUCAUCGCAUCGCCGGGAGAGACGAUGUCCAGGCACCAGAAGGGCGGGGACAUCGAGGCGGGGACCUCCGGUGGCACUGCCAUGGCACCGCCGCCAGCGCCGGCCCAGGUGCUGUACCCCUGGAUGGCGGAGAGCCCCGAGCUGCGCUGGGCGCUCAUCCGGAAGAUCUACGUCAUCCUCUCCCUGCAGCUUCUGCUCACCGCCGUCGUCGCGGCCGUCGUCGUCAAGGUCUGGGCCAUCCCGCACUUCUUCGUCUCCUCCUACGCCGGCCUCGGGCUCUACAUCUCCAUCCUCAUCUUCCCCUUCAUCGUGCUGUGCCCGUUGUACUGCUACCGUCAGAAGCACCCAGUGAACCUGCUGCUGCUCGGCGUCUUCACAGUGGCCAUUAGCUUCGCUGUGGGCAUGACAUGUGCCUUCACUAGCGGCAAGGUCAUUUUGGAGGCUGCGAUUCUUACAAUGGUGGUUGUCUUGAGCCUGACUGCUUACACUUUCUGGGCUGUAAAGAAGGGCAAGGACUUCAGCUUCCUUGGUCCUUUCUUAUUUGCUUCUCUUGUGAUGUUGCUCGUCUUUGGUUUCAUUCAGAUCCUCUUCCCGCUGGGCAAGCUCUCUCACAUGAUCUACGGUGCGCUGGCGGCACUCAUCUUCAGUGGCUACAUUGUCUAUGACACGGGCAACAUCAUCAAGCGUUACACCUAUGACGAGUAUGUCUGGGCCGCCGUCUCGCUCUACCUUGACAUUAUCAAUCUGUUCCUCGCCCUGCUGACCCUGUUCAGAGCGGGUGACAGCUAAAGCGCAUCGCCCUGCCCCCUGUUCACAAGACCUCAACUUGAAGCAUUGUAUAGGCUGGUCUUGCUUGCACGGUGAAAAUGUUGCGUAGUAGUUUGUUAGUUGAGUUGAUCCCUAGCUAAGAGAGGAAACAUAAGAAAACUGCUGUGUGUGGGUUCUAUGGAUGGUGCAUGUGAUGUUGACAUGGAUGGUGUACUGCUGCGUUUAUGCAUGAUAUCAUUUCUAACUAGUAGUACUCUAUAACGGUUUCCGAUAUAUUAUAUCA
Messenger RNA from Triticum aestivum (bread wheat), 1120 nucleotides. Its product is annotated as protein LIFEGUARD 2. Gene Ontology annotation, cellular component: membrane. The record is from RefSeq and is a predicted model, not a curated record. Gene Ontology annotation, molecular function: DNA binding; DNA-binding transcription factor activity. The coding region runs from base 94 to 858 and encodes 254 amino acids. The transcript is spliced from 4 exons. NCBI's taxonomy places the organism in Eukaryota, Viridiplantae, Streptophyta, Magnoliopsida, Poales, Poaceae. Gene Ontology annotation, biological process: regulation of DNA-templated transcription.